AUGGCUGGUUUUAAGAAUUUCGUCAUGUUCGUGGUUCUUCAUUUGCUAACGGCAAUGGCCAUGGCCAUAGAUACUACAUGGUAUUAUGGUCGUGCCACAUUUUAUGGUGACAUGAAGGGAGGCGAGACCAUGCAGGGAGCUUGUGGGUAUGGAGAUCUCUUCAAGCAAGGAUAUGGGCUUAAGACAGCAGCUCUAAGCACAGCCCUCUUCAACCACGGAUUAACAUGUGGUGCUUGUUUUGAGAUAAUGUGCGUGAAUGAUCCCCAAUGGUGCAUACCAAAUGCAGGCACCAUCAAGAUUACAGCCACCAAUUUUUGCCCUCCAAACUACACCAAAAAGACUGAUAUUUGGUGCAACCCUCCACAGAAGCACUUUGAUUUAUCCAUGGCAAUGUUUGUGAAACUUGCUAACUACAAAGCUGGGGUCAUCCCUGUUCGAUAUCGCAGAGUCUUGUGUUCCAAACAAGGAGGAGUCAAGUUUGAGAUCAAAGGAAACAGAUAUUGGACACUGGUUACAGUGUACAAUGUUGGUGGUGCUGGUGAUGUUACCAAUGUUAAAAUCAAGGGGUCUAAAUCAGGUUGGCAGCAAAUGAGGCGCAAUUGGGGCCAAAAUUGGCAGAUUGGAGGUGCCUUAGUAGGGCAAAGUUUGUCAUUCCAAGUCACUAUUAGUGAUGGGAAGAUGGUGCAAUUCAAUAAUGCUGCCCCGGUUAAUUGGCGCUUUGGCCAAACUUACGAUGGUAGAAUAAAUUUCUAG
Messenger RNA from Pistacia vera, 753 nucleotides. RefSeq names its product expansin-A22-like. Gene Ontology annotation, biological process: plant-type cell wall organization. The record is from RefSeq and is a predicted model, not a curated record. Gene Ontology annotation, cellular component: extracellular region. Lineage: Eukaryota; Viridiplantae; Streptophyta; Magnoliopsida; Sapindales; Anacardiaceae. The transcript is spliced from 2 exons. Bases 1 to 753 code for a protein of 250 amino acids.